GUGGAACCGCUGAUUGCUGCAGCUAUAAAAGCGGCUGCUUGUGUAAAGUCAAUUCACAGAAACAUUUCGUUGGUCAAACGUGACAAAUGCUUGAAGCAGCGACUACAGAAAAACACAUCAAAUAACAAUAUUAUAGAGCCAGCUCUAUAGUAAUACCUGUGAUAUUAGUACCAGUAGCAGACUAAAGUACUUAACAACAAUUUCAACACAAUGACGGCGGCGAAUAAAGUGAAUUAUUUGGUUGGAGCCACAUCGCGGUUUAUAGCCGGACGCAAUGCUGUCCAGACUGUUUACUGGCGCACCUCGUCGGGACCCAAUCCUCGCAUGCUGAAGACGAAAAGGACCUGUGAGUUCGAUAGGAAUCAGCAGGCGCCGCAGAGUGUGCGCAUGCAGAAUUAUAAUCGCACCUUCAUCAACAAGGAGUAGCUGCCACAGCUGCCACACCAACAAACCCCUAUAUAGUUCCUAUCUAUACGUAUCUUUUAGUGUGUAUUUAUUGUAUCCGACGAAGUCACCUCCACAGGCAGCGAAAUAAAUGACGAGUCUGUAGUUUUUAGUGCAAACAAAGUAAA
Molecule: messenger RNA, 572 nt
Organism: Drosophila grimshawi
Lineage: Eukaryota; Metazoa; Arthropoda; Insecta; Diptera; Drosophilidae
Exons: 1
Coding region: 211-426 (71 amino acids)
Source: RefSeq, a predicted model, not a curated record